Molecule: messenger RNA, 231 nt
Organism: Pseudozyma hubeiensis SY62
Lineage: Eukaryota; Fungi; Basidiomycota; Ustilaginomycetes; Ustilaginales; Ustilaginaceae
Exons: 1
Coding region: 1-231 (76 amino acids)
Source: RefSeq, a predicted model, not a curated record
AUGGCUAUGCUUGAGCGGAGUACGGACGAGCUAAGGCACACUGACGCCCUCUUCGUCCUCGUUAGCUCGUCGGACACGCUCUCCUACAGAGUCUUUCUAUCAGUGCAUCAAGACAGCGGGACAAGUCUCCGACGGACGCGGGAAGCAUGCAUAAAUGCUCCGGUGCACAACGUUCCCACGGACGUCAGGCGGCACGGCACAGAUUUGCCUCGAAGCUCGUGCCGGGUCUGA